Molecule: messenger RNA, 3070 nt
Organism: Colletes gigas
Lineage: Eukaryota; Metazoa; Arthropoda; Insecta; Hymenoptera; Colletidae
Product: protein zyg-11 homolog B-like
Exons: 12
Coding region: 497-2812 (771 amino acids)
Cellular component (GO): Cul2-RING ubiquitin ligase complex
Source: RefSeq, a predicted model, not a curated record
UACACUUGCUUCACUAUGUCUCCAAAAAUGAACAAAUUUAGUUAAACAUUAAGGGUUUUCAAGUUUCAUACGCAAAUACACGUCAAAUGGUAAAUUGUUUCGAUCAGGGGAUAGAAAUGUUGAUUUCCCUCAGUAUUGAGUGUCUCCAAUAAUCUGAUUCACGUAUUUUACAAUAUACAACAUACAACCAAGCUUGAACUUUUUGGUCUGUUUAGACAUUUGGCAAGUCAAUAUGGCGUUUUCUCCACAGGUACUGAUGCCUAUGCAAUUGUAAAUUAUUGUUUUGAGUGAGAUAGUGAUGACAUAUUCUGUUAUUUUUAUGGUUUAAUAUUGGAAUCACAGUGUAUCAAGUUUAUAGACAUGCGUAUGUUGUAAUAGAUUCUUUGAAACAAAUGUGGAAGGAUGAAAUGGAACUAGCCUGCUUGGAACAAUUAAUUAUUUAAAUAACAAUUAAAGAAAGACGAGAAUCAUACGCGUAUGUAAAUAAAAGUAUAAAAUGUUUGGGUCUCCAAGAAGUUUACGCGAGGUUUGCAUUGAUUUUAUCUGUGACAAUAUUUGGAGUUUGUGCAAAAUUCUUCACGAUGCAGAAGAACAUUCCUCUAGUUCACUGGAUACGACAACUUGCAAUCAGCAAGUUAAGUCUUCAGUAAAUGAUACUAAUAUAGAUAUUUUGGGCACGACAAUAGGUAGGACAUCUAGCGAUGUGUUGUUAGUACCAAGACUUAGUUUUAGGCAACCAGAUGUUUUUUUGCCUACUGAAAUUUCGGAACAGUUACUAUCUAACCUUUGCAAAAAGGAAACUAUAUCUGACUUGACUAUGACAUUGUUCGAUUCAAAAUCAACUAGGCUAAGACAUGUACGAUUAAAAGAUGCAUCUGCAUUAACAGCAAAAGGCUUAAAAGUUUUAAAGCAACAUAAAGUGGAAGUGCUAGUAGUAAAUGGAUUAAAGAUAACUGUUAAUGAUUUGAUAAGUUGUUUAGGUGACUGGAGUUUACAAAACCUCAGAUCAUUGAGCGUAGCAAAAGGAAGUUUUAUGGAUUGUUCACGGUAUUGUGUGGUAGUAACGUUAAGUAAAUUGAGAGCCCUGAGUACAUUAAAUGUAUCAGGAACAGAGUUUAAUAAACAUGGUUUGGAAAUAGUAGUUGAAGACCUCCCUCUACUAGAGAGUUUAGAUAUUUCAUGUACAAGUGUUGAUGAUUUAACACCAUUAAAAAAGUGUAAAAAUCGUCUAAAGUCUCUUAGUAUGUAUAAUUUGAAAAUAAAUGAAAGUUCAAAAUUAAUCUCAGUAUUAUUGGAGCUAAAUGAAUUGAGGAACUUAGAUAUUUCUGAUGAAAGAGAUAUGCAUUCUCGUUACUACGUGUUAGGGCCUGUAAGACCAAAAAUAGGAGAGUUUUUAAAAGCUGUACAUUGUAUGCCAUAUCUAUCAAAUUUAGAUUUAUCUGUUAAGAAUGAUAUAGAUACGAAAGACUUAAAAGAAUUUAUUAAAGCUCAUCGGCAUUUAAAGUUUUUGGGACUUGUAAAUACAGAUGCUUGCUAUGAAGACAGUUUAAUAAAUUCAGCUAAUAAAGAUUAUAGACCCGAUCUUGUUGUUAGUGGUACAGCAACAGAGUCCCAACUUAAGGAAUCUCUUAGAAGAUAUACAUGUAGGCCACAUUAUCUUGAGAAAUGUUUAUUUAAUUUAUUCCGAUUAUCACAUAUGUUUCUUGAACCACGAGUUGAUAUUAUAAAGUUAGUGUUAUCUGCAAUGAAAGAGAAUCUACACGAAGCUCAUGUGCAAAUAGGAUGCACUGCAUGUCUUUAUAAUCUUUCCAAAGGUGAAUUCGCUAUUAUGAUUCACCCAUCAAUACUUAAGGAAGUUGUGGAAUUGACUAUGGUAGCGAUGGAAUCUUAUCCAACACAACAUAGACUUCAGAUGAAUACAUUACUGACUUUAUGUAGUGAUAGAAUUCUACAGGAUGUUACCUUCGACAAAUACAGAUGCGUGAAAUUAGUAAUGAAUUCGUUGUUAAUUUUUAACGACCCAUCAAUAAUUCGUAUGUCUGUUGCUAUUUCCUCAAUGUUAGUAGGAAAGAUAACACUGGCAGAAACGUCUAUGCUGGGUACUCAGCCACAGUAUAUGUCUGUAUUACUUGCAAUAGUUAAGUCUAAAAUUGAAUCGAAAUCAAUAGAUAUAACAAUGAAAUUUACAUUAAGUGUUCUUUGGAAUUUAACUGACGAAAGUGCUGCAACAUGUAAAGCCUUUCUAGCUGAAGGUGGAAUGGAAUUGUUUCUUUUAAUGCUUGAAAAUUUUCAAGGAGAGUCUAGCGUUGAAAUUAAAGUACUGGGGUUGCUAAAUAAUAUAGCAGAGGUUAAUUAUUUGAGGCCAAGGCUUAUGAUACCUAAAUUUAUGUGGAUGCUUUCUAUGUUGCUGGAUUCUGCACAUAUUGAUGUAUCUUAUUUCGCGGCAGGCAUUACUGCACAGUUGCUUAGCGAUGGCCCCCAACUGUGGUCUAGAAAUCAUUUACUACAAAAUAGAGAUCAAUUAUUACAACAAUUAGCUCGUACUGUGACAUGUUGGCGUACACCUCAAGGAGAAAUGGUUGCUUAUAGAAGUUUUCAACCAUUUUUCCCGCUUCUACGUUGUCCGGAUGCUCCUGUUCAACUUUGGGCAGUUUGGGCAAUACUGCAUGUAAUUACAAAAAAUCCAAAACAUUACUGCAGCAUGCUAAUCAGGGAAGAUGGCGUAAGGAUAUUAACAAAUUUAAUAACUUCACAUACAAACAUAAUAAGGUUGCGACAAUCAAUUCUUGAAAUGAUUAGUAAAAAUUCUUAACGACGACUAUUGCCUUCCAAAACAAAAUUUGCGUACCACGAAGUUGGUAUACUAGUCAAUGUUUAUAUCUAUGCAAUCUUAUAUCCUGUUCUUUAGACCAAAUAAUAAAACUAUUAUAUGAACAUGGUCAUUUAUCAAAAGAGGGGCGAAAGUCCAGGAUAUUGCUAUUAAAUUCUGUAGAUUCAAAUUGAGGACCUGAAUUAAAAAUCUGAUCACUAUAAAAAUGCAAUGAAAUAUUUAAAGAUAUACAUUGAGUUC